This is a messenger RNA of Leptidea sinapis, 7512 nucleotides long. Its product is annotated as titin. The transcript has a single exon. Bases 21 to 1991 code for a protein of 656 amino acids. The record is from RefSeq and is a predicted model, not a curated record. Lineage: Eukaryota; Metazoa; Arthropoda; Insecta; Lepidoptera; Pieridae.
UCAUAGACUGGAAAACUGCAAUGGAACAAGAAACCUGUAAUAAGUACUCUAUACAAACAGAUGUGAAUAGCAAGACUUACUUCCACUGUAAUUAUUCAAAUAUAAACAUAAACAAGAGUAAGGUGAUAUAUUUAUGUCCCUCUCUUAUUUUGGCCCAAGCCUUUACAAAAGGUAUACAAGUGCAUUUCUACAAAACGCACCAUAAGCAUUGCACUGUUGAAUACAAAUUGUCUAGUAAAUUUAGAAAGUAUUCAAUAACUAACAUACUUUCCCUAUCACACGCAUCUGGAAUCGAUGAUGAUCUGUAUUUACAUUUCAAAAAGCUCAUGGAAAGUAUUAUACUGGAUGCUGCUAAGAUUAAUAUAGAUGGGCUUAAAGUUCUUACUUGUCAGGCAUUAGAAAUGAUGACGGUUCUAUCGUGUUAUGAUGAAGAUCAUGAUGACAUUCCAAGCCCUAUGCCAGUUGUUAAAAAGUCAAUGACAGACUCUCAAAUAACAGAAGAACUGGAAGGUACAAAGAAAACUACUAAAAGAGCAGCCAUGAAAGAGCCCCAGAAAAUUGUAAAACGUUUAAAGUGUUCAGAAGAUGAAAGUCUCUCACCAAAAAUUGUUAAUUCAUUCUCAUUGAGUGAAAAAAUUUUUGAGAAUCCUCUCAUGGAAAUUGGUUCAAUUAAAAAUGAGAGUCUCUAUGAAGUAAGUCCUGCUGCACAUCCAAAAGAUCCAUCCGAACCUGCUGCAGUUUCUAAUGGAACACCAAAAGAUAAGGAAAAACAGAAAAAUAAAUGGACAGAACCAUCAAUAACUUUUAAUGAUACCUACAAGGAUUUUGUCAUAAAAAAUUUUGAAUCGAAAAAGCCAAAGAAAGAAACUCUUAAAACGAAAAUCGGCCAAUUUAAACCUUAUAAUAGGUCUCCAGAAAAGUUAAGGAGCAAUCUUCAAAUUACUGAUAAAGUGACUAAACAUGAUCAAUUUGUAGCAACAGUCGUAGGAACUGCCUUGCCUCAAUCGUUAUAUGAUAAUAUAAAAAUCAAAGAGCAACCACCAGUGGCUUCUCCAGUAAAGCACAUGUCUAAAAGAACAUCUAUAGAAAAACCUAAAGGAAAGUCCAUAGUUGAACCUAGAGGCACACCUAUAGAAAUAACUAAAGGAACUCUUAUAGAUAAACCUAGAGGUACACCUUUAGAAAAACCUAAAUUCACGACUUUAGAAAAACCUAAAAGCACAACAAUAGAUAAAUCUGGGGGUACACCUAUAGAAAAACCUAAAGGAACACCUAUAGAUAAACCUAGAGGCACACCCAUAGAAAAACCUAAAGGAACACCUAUAGACAAACCUAAAGGCUCACCCAUAGAAAAACCUAAAGGAACACCUAUAGAUAAAGCUGGAGGCACACCUAUAGAUAAACCUAGUGGUGCACCCAUAGAAAAACCUAAAGGAACACCCAUAGAAAAACUUAAAAGAACACCUAUAGCAAAACCUAAGAGCACACCUACAGACAAAUCUAAGGGCACACCUACAGACAACUCUAAAGGCACACCUACUGACAAAUUUAAGAGCACACCUUUAAAUAAACCUAAAGGCACACCUAUAUAUAAAAAACCUAAGAGCACUCCUACAGAAAACAAACAACCUAUGAAAGCUAUGGAUAUGAAUAGAUCAAAAGAAAUCAAUAUGCAGAAAGUGGGCAGGGAAAUAAUAUUAUUAAAUAAGUUGGAUGAGGAGUUUAUGAAUAUAGUUGAAGAUGCCAAAGUAGAGAAAACACCAGAAGUGAUUAAAAGUAAAAAAGCAAAAUUAAAUAGUAUGGAGAAGAAACCGAAAAUAAUUAAAACAAAACCGAUUCAAAAUAAAAAAAUUAUUCAUAAGUCAAAAGUUGUUAAGAUGAAACCGAAACCAAUGAUAAAGACAUCUAAUCUAAAUACGAAGAAGAAAGAUUUUGAGUAUGAAGUUAUAGAACAAGAAAGUGAUUGCAAUAUAUUAGUGUUAAAAUUGUAACCAAGUGUUGUAUGUAAUUUGAGUGUAAAUACAGUGUUUGUGCUGUUCUGACACAGGUAACGAAAUUAGUGUGUUGUAAUCAUGUGCAUUAGAAGACAAAUGUGUUUUCUGAAUUUAAAUAUUUACAAGCAUCAAUUAAUUUUCAAAGAAAUUGUGAAGAAGUGAAAAAGAGAAAUGGGAUUGUUGGAAGAAACAAUUUGUAAGUUAUGAUAAACAAAGUAUGUUUUAAUUGAGGACAUGUAGUACUAUAGGAAGACGUUAAAUGUUUAUAUUGUUAGCAUAAACUAUAAUUAAAAUAGUUUUAAUGAUGUUAAAGAGCAAUGUAAAAGGCUUUAAUAAUGAAAAUAAAUUGAAAUCACAUUCUUUAAUUUAACAAUUAUAUUUUACAUACAUACAUACACUCACGCCAUGUUCCGUCGGGGUAGGCAGAGACAAUAGAAUGCCACUUGCUUCUAUCCUUACAAACCUCAUGUGCUUCCUCUACAUUCAUUACUCUUAUAUUUUACUAAAUUAUAAAUUAAUUAUAUAUUCUGACUAUAAUAAUUCUGACGUCUCUUUAAAACAUGUAUUCCUUAAUUUUCUAUCAGCUUUAUGUGUGAUAGUAUCAUAUCAUUAUUGAUUUUGAAUUUUGAUGUUACUUAAUAAAGAUUAAAUAAAGUAAAAAGUAACAAAUACUGUACAGUAAUAUUGGAUAAGUUUUAAUAAUGCACAAGUGAGUAACUUGAUUGAUGUUAGAUGUGUGAAUCAAUUCACAUCUUUUAUCAAUGAUCAAAACAGUUUUAUAAGAAUGUACACGAAGACCAUGCGCUAUAAUUAUGCAAAUGUCAAACUUUGAGGAAAGUUGUCAUUUUAUUGUUGAUGUUUGGGUAAAUUAAAACUCAUAUCAGUAAAAUAAAAAAAAUAUUCAAAGUAUGUAUAUUGCUACUUUAUUAAUUAAUGUAAUUAACUAGGAAUAAUUAUUCAAAUUUCUGUUUUGAAUAUUAUUUAUUGAUUUUCUGUUUGCCCAUUGUUAGAGGUGUUUCUCAGCUCGCUUUGUACACCCGUAUCUGCUGUAGCGUUUGAAUAGAGAGUCCCAUGUACAGGAUUUAUGUCAUCUCGCCAUCAUUUGAAUAGUCUAUCUCUGUUUCUUUUCCCAUCUCAUGGCUGCCAGUCUGUUUGCCUUUUGCACCAUCUGACCUCACCAUACCAUAACAGAUGAAAAUAUUAAAAGAACAUAGAUGCCUGACAUUGUAAAUUGAGUGAAAUACUAUAUUUUUUUUCUGGAUGUUAAGGAUAUUGAGGUUUACAUAAGUUGAUUACUUAUAUAUUAUAUUAAUUAUUGAUUACUUAGGUACUGCAGUAUUUGUAAAAAGGUUGGUAGAUAUACUAAGAAUAUGUAAGUUCAAGAAUAUAUUGUUCGAAUAGAUAUUAUUUGCCUCCUUUCAUAAUCUAAUUCUUAAAAUGUAAUUAAUUUUAAACAAAUUGUUAACACGCUAGAGCCUUUGUAAUUUCAAGUCUCAUUUGCUUGGUUUGUUUUCUUUUAAUAACCGACUGAUAGACUUUUGUUAAUAAGUAAUAUUAAAAUUUAAUAUUUAGAAAUCUGAACAUUUUAGUCAGUAAUAAUUAUAUAUAUUAGUAUAAUACAUAGAUCAUUUAUACAUUUAGAUAGCUGUGAAAAUGUGGAAUUAAAUUGAGGUUUAGAUACAGAAUAGAACAUAUUAACGUCUUAUGUGCUAACUUUAUAACGGUGUACUAAACGGUGGUCUCGUGCCGUUGCCAUAUGGCAAUGUGAGCAGACUGGAAGUUAAGAUGUGUUUGCAAUAAAUACCAUAGGUAAUAUACAACCAUAAGCAGUUAUUUAAUUUCUUAUGAAUAAUUAAUAUAACAGGCAUAGUUGUAUUAAUAUUAUUUUAUCAUAUACAUCAUAGAUGUAAGUUUUGAAAUAAUGUAGUUUGAUUAUUUUGUUUGAUUAAUUGUUAGUAAAUUAAUUACUUCAAGUACGAAAUACUUCAAUCUCAUAUAAUAAAAAAAGAAUUUGUUUUUUUUAUAUUUCACAAACUAACGAUGAAGCAUACCUAUGUGAGGCUAUAUUACAUAUUAUGUGGAGUGUAGCUUAGAAUAUAUUAUGCGUGUUAAAUUUGUAACCAAAAUUUAUGAACGAUGCGUGACUCGAAUACGCGACCUCUACUAGUAGUUAGUCAUUUUACUAUGGGAACCGAUAUCGCCAAACUCACACAUUUAUCUAUUAAAUAUAUAAUACACACACUUAAUUCCUGCUUUAUGAUAGGCCUAAAUUCACAAUAAGACAUAACUACAAAUUUAUUUACAUCAAUUUCAAACUUAAUACGAUUACGCUAAUCUCAUAUUCUUUAUGUGAUAUUGGCAACAGCAGAAUUUUUUUUUUAGAUUGCAAUAUAAAAACUUGAAGUAAUAGGAACUCUGUAACCAUAGAUUUGACUUCUGUCAAAUACCUAGUGUUGUACGAAAAUGAAUAAACAUAUCGAUAAGUUAGAGAGAACUAGAAAUGAUGCAAUCGCGGUUGAUAAAGUAUAUUACCGGUAAAGUACGUCGUAAGCUACAAUAAUAAUUGGCCAAUAUGUUAUCUAAGGUAUAGUUUUAUUUAAAAGGAUAGAUAAUAUUUAGCUCAAUUAAAAAAAGCGUACACGAAUAGUCUUGGAAAAUUAACAUAUCAAUAUAAGAUUUACCUGGGAAGCAAUACAAGAAAGAACAAUACAAAGAAUAAAACAUAGUUUUUUUUUUAUAAGUAUUCAUCGUUAUUCUGUAUAAACCCAGGGGCCAGUAAGAGAUAAGAUUUUAUAAACCGUACUACUUCCAUACGUAAUGCGCGUGCGGAAAGAUAAUUUCCUAAAUAAUAAAAAAUUGUUUUUCUAUAUUUUAAUAAUAUAUAAUUAAAAUUAACGCCUUUUCAGUUUAACUGGAAUCUUACACAUUUUUGUUAAAUAAUAAUUAGUUGUACCUACGAGAAAAAACUAUAUAUUUGAAUUCAUCGUAGUCUCUCUUGUACACAAUUGCCAUAAUCUUAUUAUAACAUUUUGGAAAAGAGCAAUACUUGAAUACAAUCUAUCAAGGUAAAAUUUAUUUCGAUAAAAUUAUAUCGAUAUGUACAUGCAUGCACAUAUUCAGUAGCAAAAUAUUUUUAUUGUUUACAUUAAUUAUUCUAACAUAAGUCAAAACGAUUAAACGUAAAGAUAAAAGAACCAUACGACUUAAUGUUAUGGACUAUGGUUCAUUUUUUAUUGUAUAUUUUGCACAACACAUAAAAAAUAUUAAUUGUAUUUAAAUCGGAAUUAUAUGAUAACCGAUGAUAGGAAAUCCCAUUGUUGGACAUAAUUUUAUUGCGCCUAUGAUUUCUACAGUCAAAAAUGACUCAAUAAAGCAUAUUUGUAUUUUUUUAAAAGAUAAUUAUGCUUCACUUGACAACAAACGACUCACUUGGUCUCACUUGAGCCUCGAGUAGGUACAUUUGUACACAAUAGUGGCGACAGGGUAACGCCCACAUGCUACUUCCACUAGUUUUUUCUGUUCCGUGGGUCUUACCAACUGAGCUCUCAGGCUGUUGCUCAAUCUUGCCCACUCUCUCUCUCCCUCUCUAUCAAGGCGGAUUCUAGUCACGCAUCGUUCAUAAAUUUUGGUUACAAAAUUGAGGGUUUUAUAACAAAUUGUUUAUAUUAUGCGUGUGUGAAUUUGUUUAUUUAACAUGACUGCCACCUAGAAUGAUAUAAAUAUCUAAUCUACAUUCAAAUUCAUUUAUAUUUGUUUCGUGUUGGAUGGUGUAUAUCUUUUCUAUUGGGCCUAUUCUAAAAUAAAUGCAGCCCCAAAAUGGGCGCAAUAAACUUAAUGGGCCUCAUAACAAAGAUGAAAUUGCAUUACAUUAUUUAAAAUUAGAUAAUAUAUUUUAUCUACACCUAUGCUUUAAAUCCUCUAUUAAAGAUACUGAAACAGUUAACUUAUUGCCAACAUUAAAACCCCCAAUGUCCUAAUAACCAUUACAUCAUCCAAACGAGUGUUGUAAUGUUGUACUGAAUUUCAUAACAACACUCCUUUGUUCUUUUUUUUUCGAACCCUUCAUGCUCAAAUAGUUUCAACAGACAGCCACAUUCUUAUUGCUCGAUGUGUGGUAUCUGUAUGAAUUUCAAAAAAAGAACAUUUUAUUUUACGCGCGUUCCACACUACCAGAACGUCGUGCGCCGUUAAAAAAAAGUAGGUCAUUAGAAUACAAAAUGUAAAUUAGUACUAAAAUAAAUAAUUCUUUCAUUAAUAGGUACUUAUUUAUUUGUAUAUAAUCAGUAAUGGAUGAUAUUAGGUUACUACUAAGACUGGCUGUUUUAAUGUUAGCAGUGAGCUAACUAUUUCAGAAUCUUUUAGAGGAUUCAAAUUCUGGGUGUAGAUAAAGUCUUGUAUGCAACUGUUGAUAAUUAGGUACACUCAUGUGAUACUAUUAUCACACUCGGCUUCGCUUCGUGUCAUAAACACAACAGUUGCAUAAAUAACUAUUACAUGAAAUGACCUAGUGAUGAUAUCCUCAUUAUCAAAGUUUGGUAUUGUUUAUUACCCAAGUCCUUAAUAACAUUUUCAAUUAGUUCUAUUUAAAAUAAAAUCAUACAUUCAGAUAACUCUCUAGGAUUCGCUCGAUUGUAUGAAACAUGCAGUCAUAUUGUCAUUAUUUUUAAUAUGAUUUUUUAAAAUUGGAUUUAUAUGAAAUUUAGGGUUUGCCAUACUUAAAAAGAAUUCCAACAUGUGUGGAAAAGACAUUGAAAAGGUUUGGCAAUGGGCAUCAGAUACGAAGCCAAGUUAUGUCAAUCUAUGUUAUAUGACAGUGAAAGUCCCAAAAAAAUUGCCAUUAUGUAAAAUGCAGUCAUUUUCAAAUUACAAACAUACACUUCACACUUAUUAUUAAGUAUAAGUUAAUUAUAGAGUUAUCAUGUAUUUUCUCCAUUUAAAAAAGCAAUUGUUAAGUUAGAAUUAACGAUUUUAUAAUGUUAUUAGUAAUUAGUUCAGAAAUAUUCUAGUUGUUAAUAGUUUACGGGUCACUCCUUAGUUUGUUGAAAUGUGACUUUUUUCAAACAUUAUACUUCUUUGACCAUGCUCCAUACAAAAGAAAAAAAAAUUAACCGAAAUCCAUAGAGGCUUAUUUAUAUAAUAAAUUGUAGUUUGUAAGUCUAAAACAUUAUAAUUUAAAAAUCCAACAACUACAUACUUCAAAAAUAAAUUUUGCUUAAGUAAAUUAAUUUACAAUAAAUUAUGUCGUUACUAUUUACGUGAAAAUGUGGAAACGUCCUCAUAGUUUGCUUUUAGUUUUAUUUUAUUGCCAGCUCAAAAAUGUGUAAUUGGCUAAAAAAAUUGGCACUGCCAUUUGUAAAAAAUACAUGUUUGUACGGUCUUUUAUGUUAUUGUAUGAUGUUAAAUUUGUAAUUAAUAUUUAGUGUGUUGGUAUAAUUGUAAAUAUUUAUGUAGGUAGAUUAUGACACUGGUGAGGUUAUAUUAGUACCAAUAUAUCAAAUAUUAAAGGCUUUGAUAUGAA